Cynoglossus semilaevis (tongue sole) is the source of this 4382-nucleotide messenger RNA. RefSeq names its product multiple EGF-like-domains 10 (gene megf10). Gene Ontology annotation, molecular function: protein binding. Lineage: Eukaryota; Metazoa; Chordata; Actinopteri; Pleuronectiformes; Cynoglossidae. The coding region runs from base 303 to 3677 and encodes 1124 amino acids. The transcript is spliced from 25 exons. The record is from RefSeq and is a predicted model, not a curated record. Gene Ontology annotation, cellular component: membrane.
UAUAUGGACCACGUUCCAGCACAUGGUCGACUAUCAACAAACACCCUCUCUCUCUCUCUCUCUCUCUCUCCGUCUCCACCGCCACCUGCUGGUCUCAAGCAUGUGCAAACAUUGGUCGAGAGGGCAGCGGCUUUUCUCCUGGUUUAAGGUUAAAGUGAGUGAGAGUGUGUUGACUCAGUGAGAGUGAAGAGAGAGAGAGUCGUAGGUUACAGUAGUUUUCUUACGAGAGCUCUGUGUGUUGUGGAGUCCCUGUCGACGUCACUCAGUCAUUAAUUAAAGGUGGAGGUGAACAGCCGGCUCAGAUGGCUGCGUCACUGUGGCGCCAUCGUGCUCUUCUGACCGUGUUCUUCUGUUGUCUGGUCCACAUCAGUUCCUCCCUCAACCAGGAUGAUCCCAAUGUCUGCAGCCACUGGGAGAGUUACUCGGUGUCAGUGCAGGAGUCGUACGCUCAUCCCUUUGAUCAGGUCUACUACACCAGUUGCAGUGACAUCUUGAACUGGUUCAAAUGUACCAAACACAGGGUGAGCUAUAGGAUCGCAUAUCACAGAAAGGACAAAAAUAUGUACCGGAGAAAAUCCCAGUGCUGUCCAGGAUUCUACGAGCUGGACGAGAUAUGUGCACCCCACUGUGCAGAGAGCUGUGUCCACGGCCGCUGUACAGCCCCCAACACCUGCCAGUGUGAACCUGGCUGGGGGGGCUCCAACUGCUCCAGUGCGUGUGACAGCAGCCACUGGGGGCCCCACUGCAGUAACAAAUGUCAGUGCCAGAAUGAGGCUCUGUGCAACCCCAUCACAGGAGCCUGUGUGUGCAGUCCUGGACACAGAGGGUGGCGCUGUGAGAGCCAUUGUGAAAGCGGGACAUAUGGAACGGGAUGCCAACAGAACUGUCAGUGUCAGAAUGGCGCUACCUGUCACCAUGUGACUGGAGGAUGCAGGUGUACACCAGGGUACACUGGGACUUUCUGUGAAGACCCCUGUCCGCCGGGUAAACACGGUCUACAAUGUGAAGAGCGUUGUCCAUGUCAAAAUGGUGGGGUGUGCCACCAUGUGACCGGAGCGUGCUCCUGUCCAGCAGGAUGGACGGGUGAUGUGUGUGGACAGCCGUGUCCACAGGGCAGAUAUGGACAAGAUUGUUCCCCGGAAUGCCAUUGCCACAACGGUGGUUUUUGUUUGAUUUCUACUGGUCAGUGUCUUUGCCCCCCUGGAUACACAGGAGAACAGUGCCAGCAGGAGUGUCCAGUUGGUACUUAUGGAGCAGGAUGUGCAAAGACAUGUCGCUGUCAAAACAAUGGCAAGUGCAACCACACCAACGGUGUGUGUCUGUGUGAGCAUGGAUACACAGGAGAGUCCUGUGGUGUCCGCCUGUGCCCUGAAGGACGCUACGGCCUCAGAUGUGACCGGAAAUGUCGGUGCCACGGCCAAAACACUGAGAGCUGCCACCCAAUGUCAGGGCAGUGCUCUUGUAAAGCUGGAUGGUCAGGACUUCACUGCAACGAGACAUGCAGUCCAGGAUUUUAUGGUCUGUCCUGCCAGCAGGUCUGCCACUGCCAGAACACUGUGGAAUGUCACAGUGUGAGCGGAGACUGUCUGUGUGCUCCAGGCCUCACGGGUCCCAACUGUUCCCGACCCUGUCCACCAGGGACAUACGGAGUAAACUGCUCGUCCCUGUGUGAUUGCAGUAAUGGAGCUCAGUGUUCACCUGUGGAUGGAUUCUGCCUCUGUGAACCAGUAUGGGUUGGUGCGCACUGCUCCAUCAACUGUCCCAGUGGGACAUGGGGUCAGAGCUGUGACCUCAGCUGUACCUGCAGGAAUGGAGGAUCAUGUGACCCUAUGAAUGGUCACUGUACCUGUGCUCCAGGGUGGAGAGGAGACAAGUGUGAGCUGCUGUGUCAGGAUGGUACCUAUGGUGUUGACUGUAGAGAGCGCUGUGACUGCAGCCAUGCUGAUGGCUGUCACCACGCCACUGGUCACUGUCGCUGCCUCCCUGGAUGGACAGGUGUCCACUGUAACAGUGUGUGUGCAGAAGGUCGCUGGGGUCCAAACUGCUCCCUCCCCUGUAACUGUAACAAUGGAGCGUUGUGCUCCCCUGAAAAGGGCACAUGUGAGUGUGCUCCAGGAUACAGAGGCACCACCUGUCAGAGGAUCUGCUCUCCUGGUUAUUUCGGUCAUCGCUGCAGCCAGACCUGUCCACCAUGUGUCCACAGCAACAGACCGUGUCACCACAUCUCAGGACAAUGUGAUUGUCUGCCAGGCUUCAAGGGGCCACUGUGCAACGAGGUGUGUCCUACUGGUCGCUUUGGGAAGAACUGUGUUCUGAGCUGCAGCUGCACCAACAACGGCACCUGUAACCCCAUCGACGGCUCCUGUCAGUGUUACCCAGGCUGGAUUGGCAGCGACUGCUCUCAGCCUUGUCCUCCUGGUCAGUGGGGACCCAACUGCAUGCACACGUGUAACUGUCACAAUGGAGCUUACUGCAGCGCCUAUGAUGGAGAAUGCAAGUGUCUGCCUGGAUGGAGCGGCCUCUACUGCACUCAACGCUGUCCACUAAGUUUCUACGGGAAGGACUGUUCUCUGAGUUGUCAGUGCAGGAACGGAGCUGACUGUGACCACAUCUCUGGACAGUGCACCUGUCGCACUGGCUUCAUAGGACGACACUGUGAACAGAAGUGUCCCCCAGGCUCCUAUGGUUACGCGUGUCGCCAGACGUGUGACUGUCUAAACAAUUCCACGUGUGAUCACAUAACUGGUGCAUGUUACUGCCACAGAGACUGGAAAGGAGCUCGCUGUGAACAAGCUGGUUUGAUUGUGGUUGGCAGUCUCAACACUCAUGCCACAGCCAUGCAGGUGGACAUUUCCCAGAUUGGAGCCAUCGCAGGAAUCAUUGUCCUGGUGCUGCUGGUGCUGUCGCUCCUCUUUCUGUUCAUCGUCUACAGGAAAAAACAGAAGGGAAAACAGCCGGCCAUGUUGGCCGUGACCUACACUCCUGCCAUGAGGGUCACUACUGAAUACUCUAUGCCAGAUACUCACUCACCAUCACGUGAAGAUCAGUCUAGUAACUACUUCUCCAACCCCAGCUACCAUUCUUUGAGCCAGUGCAUCACCCCCCCACAUGUCAACAAAGGGCUCUUUGAAAAGACAAAGAACAACCAUCAGUUUUUGAACUUUAAGAACAUGGAUCACAGAAAAGGACCUCCACACAUCGAUCACACAGGAACACUGCCAGCAGACUGGAAACAAGGUGACUGCUUCAGUGACCUGGGAAUCAAUGGCAUUAAUAGUAAAUUCAUGGGAAAGUCCUUACGAGAUCUGGUGAAAGGCGCCCCGUACAGUGCCAGUUCUUGCUCCAUCAACAGCUCAGAAAACCCAUAUGCAACAAUUAAGGACCCUCCACUUUCUACAGCCAAAAACACGGACUGUGGUUAUGUGGAAAUGAAGUCACCAGCCAGGCGGGAUUCAACAUAUGCAGAGAUCGAUACUCCGUCAAACACCAGCUCCACUGGUAGCACAAAUGUCUAUGAAGUUGACCCUAUAAACACUGUCCUGCCCCCGGGGGACAUCAAUGGUCAAGUCACGUGUGGACAUGAUCCAUACGAUCUUCCUAAAAACAGUCAUAUACUGUCUCACUACGACCUCCUCCCAGUCAGAGAGACUCCAUCACCAGAGUUGGACAAGGACUGACAGCUCAGAGACACAGAGCUGAGAUCAGCUGAAGCCUCAGGUCAAAGUCCUGUGACUGCUCCACCAACAGGCACACCUUGAACGACAUGCUCCGACUGUCGUACAUCAAUAUGUAAAUGGAUUUCUACUUCUGGAUGACAUAUUUUUAUAGAGGUGUUAUGACCUUUCCAAAUGGCCACAGCUUCCAUCAUAAAGACUGAGGUCAGUCUACCAUUCCAUACAGGCUCUAAUGAUUGCUAACAUCCCUCUGAUGGAGGCUGUGUCUCACCAGACAUGAUCUGUAUCCAAGAGUGAUGGGCUACAGGUGGAGAGACAUGUGGACCUCAACUCACAACAUCCAGUGAUAAUCCAGGUUUACCGUCCGUUUCCCUGUAUUUCUCUGACAUUUAAACAGAGGUUCUGUUUGCCCAGACCAGAAACUAACACAAGUUUUUAAUGAUAACCAUGUUUAAUGAUGGGAGUUUCCAGAAUAUUCAGUCUAAAUAUAUAUUACUGAAUAUGAUAUGGUAAUUCAUAGGAAAAAUAUUGCCAUGUGUAAUGUUCACAAAAAAAACCCACUAAAUUUUCUAUAUAAAUAUGCAUUUUUUAAGGAAUUAAGUCAGUGGUUUCCAAAGUGAGGGGCGGGCCCCUCCUAGGGGCUUUGGAAUUAUUGUGGCGAAAAGGUGGGGGCAAAGCAAAUAAAUCUAUUUCAGUGUCUUCCUUAUU